Hansenula ciferrii is the source of this 969-nucleotide messenger RNA. RefSeq lists its product as uncharacterized. The transcript has a single exon. The record is from RefSeq and is a predicted model, not a curated record. The coding region runs from base 1 to 969 and encodes 322 amino acids. Lineage: Eukaryota; Fungi; Ascomycota; Saccharomycetes; Phaffomycetales; Wickerhamomycetaceae.
AUGGAUCCCUUAGGUCUUUUUUCAGAAGAUACACCAAGAAGAAACACUUCACAAAUUGCAAAAUUAUCUUCGCCAGUUCAACAAACAGAUACACUUAAAAGUUAUGAGUUAGAAGUUAAGAGAGAAGAAUUAUUAAGGAAAAGAAAUGCCUUAAAAGAAGAAGUUUCCAACCUAGAAAAUCAAUGGAAUGAAAUGAGAAAUAAUCUUGAAGUUGAAGAUAUAAAUAAAGAAGAAGAUGAUUUGAUAUGGAAGUUAUUGAUACAGAGAAGUGAACAUACCACCAAAGAAGAAAAUGAUGCUGGAAAUGAAUUGAUUAAUGAUGCUGAAGAUCUUGAUAUGUUCAGUGCAAAACCUUCCAAAGAUUGGAGUUUAAGGAUUGAAUAUUUAAAGAAAUUUUAUCCAGAUUUAACAAUAACAAAUCAAGAAUCUAAGACCUCGUUAACCUAUUCAGAAGGUUCUACAAGACCUAAUAUACUUAAAACCAUAUCAUUUGAUCUAUCAUAUCCAAGAAAGAUCAUUGCCCUGGAUGUUAAGAUACAUCUAAUCAAGUUAGACAAUAUUUUCAAGACAAAUCAUCUUGAUAUUAUCAAGAGGUCAAAUAAUAAAUUAAAUUCCAUAAUUAUAGAAAUAAUAACAUACUUCACAAGAUCUAAAAACAUCAAUGGAUUAUUAUCAACUUUAAAUUCAUUAUAUACAAAGUUACAAACCCGUCAAUCAACAUUACAAGAAUUGAAUGAUGAACUACAACAAAAUACUAAAAUCAAUAUACUACAAUCCCAAAUAACACAUCAACAAUUAGUGCUUCAUUGGGACUUCAUAUUCAAGGAUGGUACUAUAAUUACAAUUACAAAUGUUAAUGAUUCGUUAAACACUGUGUUUACAGAUCUUUUGGAACAAUAUUCAGUCAAAUCUGCGUUUUUGAAACUGGUUGAAAAGAUAUAUACAUCAUCAACCACAGAAGAAGUAUGA